AUGUCGAGGGGACAAGAGAUCACGGAUAGCCCACCGAGGCACCUUGAUCCGUCCUCCGCAGAUCACUCAGUUCAGAAACCAAACCCCUCCCUAAUAUCUUCCAAAUCCGAUUUGCCGCUCGCCUCUCUCGACGACGAACUGCAGGACCAGAACAAUCACCAAGCGCAACAACUCGCCUCCAAAAAGGAAAAUCCAAGCCUUUUGUUCUACGACGGCAACCAGACCGGUGACCGAUCGAUUUCCCACGGCAGCUCGGCGCCCAAAACGGCGAUUCCUAUGCAGGCGCAGGAUAGGUCUGUCCGCGAAAUAAUGUCGUCGACCCCGCGCAACCGAUCCGAAGACCGCGCCGGGUACCGUGAUUUCUCUAACAAGGAGAACCACAGAGACAAGGAGCAAUCCCGUACUCAGCCUUCUUCCUUGCGCGAGAAUGCCGGUAGCAGCACCUUCUUCAGCGGUCUCAAGAAUUCAUCCACGAGAGCCGCUGACAUGAUCAGGGGCGGUCUCUUUGGUAAAGGCCAGCGAGCCGGACCCGCCGAGAGGGAGCCGGUCGUUGAGGACGAGCACUAUGUCCUAAAGACGAUCAACUUGCCUCUUAUCGAACAAACACGUCUCACUCGCAUCUCAAAGCGACUAGAAGACUCGCGGGACAAGACGGAGUUUUGGAUGCCCGCCUUCCCGUGGCGCGCCAUCGACUAUCUAAACUACAAGGGAUGCGAUAUGGCAAAGAAAAUUCGACGAAGAAUACGACGUCGACCUUUUGCGCAGGACGACCUCUACGAUAUCAACAUUAUUGGCUCGAUGCUGAAGGCGUGGCUACGAGAGUUGCCAGAUGAACUCUUCCCCAAGGCCGCCCAAGAACGUAUCGCCAGGGAAUGUGCCGGUGCGGAAACCGUCCCGCAAAUGCUCAUCGACGAGCUUUCGGAUCUUUCACCCUUCAAUUACUACCUCCUCUUUGCCAUCACCUGCCACCUCAGCCUCUUGCUCGCCCACUCGGACAAGAACAAGAUGGAUUUCCGCAAUCUUUGUAUUUGCUUCCAGCCGUGCAUGAAGAUUGACGUAUUCUGCUUCAAGUUCCUCGUGUGCAAUUGGCGCGAGUGCUGGAAAGGCUGCAAAAAUGAAGCCAAAUUCAUCGAACUCGAGUACAUGCUCUUCGAUCAGCCACCCCCGCGGCCUCUCUGA
Messenger RNA from Parascedosporium putredinis, 1179 nucleotides. Lineage: Eukaryota; Fungi; Ascomycota; Sordariomycetes; Microascales; Microascaceae. The record is from the annotation of a GenBank genome assembly.